CCAGGUGUUCAGACACGCAGAAAUCUUGUGGUCUGCCUCGAUGGCACAGCCAACCAAUUCGGAGAAAAGAGUUCCAAUAUUGUUGAACUUUACAGCAGACUGGUCAAAGAUGAUUCCCAGCUUGCUUACUACAGUAGUGGAAUCGGCACGUACGUCAAGGAAGACCGAAAAUCCACGUUCCGGCACUGGAAGCAAGCAGUUGACAGCGCCGUGGACCAGGCGAUUGCCACGAGCUUUGAAGAAAUCGUGCAUCAUGCAUAUCGAUGGUUAAGUGAUAAUUACCAGCGCGGUGACAAGAUCUUUCUGUUCGGGUUUUCGCGAGGGGCGUAUCAAGCCCGCGUCAUCGCUGGGAUGAUUGAAAAAGUCGGCUUGCUGCAGAAGGGAAAUAUCGAUCAGAUAAACUUUGCGUACAGUCUAUACGUCAAAUCCACCCAGAGUGGAGGACGAGACCGCGAAGAACGUGAACGAGGGCCGGUACCGGAUCAAGAUGAGGUCUCCACGCAUGAGAGACUCGGGACGGAAUCACGUCAGAAAAUCGACAAGCAAAAUCCGUUCAUGACGAAUCCAAAGAACGGGAAGAGUUCGGCGAAAUCAAAUGGAUCAGCAAGGCAACAGGACCAUGCAUCCUCGCCCGCUGACCUCUUCAAAGACACGUUUUCCGUGUCCGGUGCCAGGGUUCACUUUGUCGGCGCCUGGGAUACAGUGUCGUCCGUGGGCUGGAUCCGAGGACCGAGUCUGCCAGAGACCACUACAGGCAUGUCGCAUGUCUGCGUCUUUCGUCACGCUCUGGCUCUGGAUGAACUUCGAGUGAAGUUCUUGCCGGAGUUUGCAAAUGGGGGGAAAGGACCA
Molecule: messenger RNA, 849 nt
Organism: Punctularia strigosozonata HHB-11173 SS5
Lineage: Eukaryota; Fungi; Basidiomycota; Agaricomycetes; Corticiales; Punctulariaceae
Exons: 7
Source: RefSeq, a predicted model, not a curated record